CACGGAUCACCAAACCAUCAAACGCCAAACCCAGCAGAGAGGCAAAAGGAAAGGAAAAGGAGCUCGCCAAAGGCACCGUGCAGCUGCACGACUCGGCUACAGGAUUCUCAGAGACACCGCUGCAGCUGCAAUGGAGAUGGCCUCUUCCUCCACGGCGCCGACCACGUCCUACUACAACGUGUCCGUGGCGCAGGCGGUGUUCACGCUCUCCAUCAACGCCAUCCUCGUCUGGCUCACCACCGUCAUCAAGUCCUCUUCCUCCUCCUCCUCCUCCUCCUCCUCCGGCCGCCGCCGCGAUGCCGCCCCCGCGGCGACCCCGGCGCCUGCUAGCGCCACCGCACCACCACCGUCGCCGUCGUCACCGGCUAAGCCCGCCGCCGCCGCCGUCGACAUGGACGUGGUGCUCGGGCUGAUGGGCGCCGGAGCCAGCGCGGUGUCCGUCGGGUUCGAGGAGGCGGCGGCGCUGUUCGAGGAGGAAGAGGCGACGGUGGAGGAGGCCCGCGAGGCGUUCGCGGUCUUCGACCGCAACGGCGACGGGUUCAUCGACGCCGCGGAGCUCCGGAGCGUGCUCACGUCGCUCGGGUUCCAGGCCGGCGUCGCGGACGCGGAGUGCCAGCGCAUGAUCGAUGCGUAUGACGGGGACAGGGAUGGCAGGAUCGACUUCCUCGAGUUCGUCAAGCUCAUGGAGACGAGCCACUGAGAAUUAGAUGGAUGAUGCCAUUCGUAGGACCGCCCGAUCAGACGAUUCGGCCGAAUUUGUUCAAACAUUCUUUGUUCGUUCGUUCGUUCUUUACCUAUGGUUUUUUCUUGGCCGGAAUUAAUGGAGCCGAAUGAUGCAUACAUAUAACACAUGUGUAUAUAUUCAAAAUCCAGCAUUCUAAGCUAUACGAAUAUAUAUUUUAUCGAAACAUAAAUCAGUGCUGUAUAUAAAGCUUGUUUUGUUGAGCUUA
Molecule: messenger RNA, 950 nt
Organism: Sorghum bicolor (sorghum)
Lineage: Eukaryota; Viridiplantae; Streptophyta; Magnoliopsida; Poales; Poaceae
Product: probable calcium-binding protein CML45
Exons: 1
Coding region: 131-700 (189 amino acids)
Molecular function (GO): calcium ion binding
Source: RefSeq, a predicted model, not a curated record